CUCUGGCUGCCGCCCCGCCCCCUGGUUCAUUCACCACCAGGACAGGCUGCCUGCCCAUUCAUGCUGGGGAGAGACAGCUCUGGGCUGGCCCCUGGACCAUUGGCCUCUGGGGCAGCUGGACAGCGAGAGAUAUUUAAAGCUCUCAUUGGCCAAGGGAGGCGGCUCCCGGCACACAGCACAUGCUGCGGGCUCAGGGGGCAGGCAGAGAGCAGGGCUUCUGAUCCCAAGCUGCACCUCCACUCCUCCUCCUGACCUGGGCCAGCCUGAGUUGCUGGGGUCCACUAUGGCCAGCCCAUCCUUCAGGCCUUCGCAUCUCUUCACCAUCUCGGGGCUGCUCUAUUACUCCACCUGUAUGGCCCUUCCCGGUUUGGAAGAGAAGAAACGGGGUAGUCAGAAAGGAUGCUGCCUGUUGACCCCUCCUCCUCCGCCAAUGUUUCCACCGCCAUUUUUCAGAGGGGGCCGGAAUUCUCUUCUGUCCCCGGAUAUGUCAAACUUCUUUCUAGAGCUACAGACAACCCAGUCUCCAUGUGUUCAAGAAUCCCUUGGCCCCCCUGGGCCUCCAGGCCCCCAGGGUCCCCCGGGGACUCCUGGAGUAAGAGGACCAAAAGGGGAAAAAGGGGAGCUUGGCCGGCCAGGAAGAAAGGGUAGACCCGGCCCUCCAGGAGCCCCCGGAAUGCCUGGGCCUGUUGGCUGGCCAGGCCCUGCCGGACCUCAGGGUGAAAAAGGUGAUCUGGGCUUGAUGGGAUUACCAGGUACAAGAGGACCUGUGGGCUCUCAGGGUUACCCUGGAACCAGAGGGGAAAAGGGCUCCAAAGGAGACCAGGGCAUCUUGGGCCCCAAGGGAGAAAAGGGUUUUCCAGGCCUUCCUGGGAUGCUGGGACAGAAAGGAGAAAUGGGCCCAAAGGGAGAGCCUGGCACAUCAGGACCCAGGGGACCUACGGGGAGACCAGGAAAACGAGGCAAGCAAGGGCAAAAGGGUGAUGCCGGAGUCACGGGUCCGCCUGGCCGCUCUGGACUUCCUGGCAAACCGGGCCUCCCAGGAGCACCAGCGUCGGGACAAUCUAUAACUGGACCCAAAGGGGAAAGAGGACCUCCUGGGCCUCCGGGGAGAUGUCUUUGUAAAUCCUCCAUGAAUAUGAAUAACCCGUCAUAUGAGGACUAUUUGCGUGGACCCAACUACCCCAGAGUGCCUGUGAUUUUUGUGGUGAACAAUGGUGAGGAGCUGGAGCGGCUGAACACCCGAAACGCCAUCGCUUUUCGUAAAGACCAGAGGGCUCUCUAUUUCAAGGACAACCUUGGCUGGCUCCCCAUCCAGCUUACCCCUUUCUAUCCUGUGGAUUACCCUGUAGACGAUGGCCACUCUUGUGGAGAUGGGAUCCUACAGCCGGGAGAGGAAUGUGAUGAUGGCAACAACGUGGUGGCUGAUGACUGCAUAAGAUGUCAUCGAGCAUAUUGUGGAGAUGGUUAUCGACAUGAAGGUGUGGAAGACUGUGACGGAAGGGACUUUGGCUAUCUGACUUGUGAGACCUAUCUCCCCGGGUCCUAUGGGGAAUUGAGAUGUACUUCACACUGCUACAUUGACUCCACACCAUGUCGCUAUUUCACAUGAAGGGAUGCGGGGUGGGCAGUAUCCCCUGUGGAAUGGACAGCAGCUGCCAUGACACCAAUUCAGACUGGCAUAGUCAUGCCCAGUCUCUGCAUGAAGAAAACAAAAACCAACCAUCUUGCUGCUGAUGGCUAUUGGAGAUGUAUGCUUAAUUAGUUCUGACUGGAAGAAAAAACGGACCACUGUAUCCUUGUCUUAAUCCAAAAUGUAGAUGGCAUCUCAUAGACUCACUUGUGGGAGCUGGUCUGCCGCCCAACUGGAAAGGCAAAGGAACUGGAAAACGGCAACUAGUCUCUGUAUCUCAGAAAACUAUGUGAUAAGACAAUGAUACCUCAAUUUAGUGCUAUCUGUACACAGACUUUUGGGGGUGUUGUUUGAAUUGAGUUUUGAUCUGCAGCUUUCGGCUGUCUCUGGUAUAGCCCAGCAUGGAGGUCCCAACCACACUCUUCUCUCGUCUUCUGACCUUGAGCAGGGUCAGGACCACACAGCAGUACAGACUUCAGCAUCAGUGACAGGAAGUGCCAAAGAUGCCAGUAACUGAUGGAGUGAUUCUCCCGUGCCACUGUGGAAGGGACCCUUGGCCACUGGUCAGCCCCAGGAGGCUCUUGAAAUGUAGUGAAACUGCAGAGGGCACGCAGCCAUCCCUCCCUGGGGACAUGCUGGUUCAGCCCCAGCCUGGGCAGUCUCUGUCUCCCUUAGACCUCAUACAGAGAGCCAGCCUCAAAAGAGGUGGAAGGUCAGUUCCCAUUCUGACCCCUAUGAAAACAGAGGCUUGCUGAGAGCUUUCUGGACGAGCUGGAAGAACUCUCCUGAGGCUGGUGUCCCUUUUCUGGCACUGACUUGAAGGGAGAGUCUGCGUCUGUGUCCCACCCAGCCUUUCUUUUCUCUCUGUUGGUUCCAUUUCUCUGAGCUGAGCUUCGUGAUCCAAUCCUGGUGACCCCCCCCAUACACACACCAUUCUCUUAUAAAGUUCACAGAUGUGGUUUUCCCACCUGGGUGCAGUCCGUCUCUCAGUCCUUCAGGAAACCUGGUGCCCAGUCUUAACUGGAUAGGGUUCUGCCACCGAAAAUGUCUCUGUGCUUCUCAUCUUUCCUGAGUGAGCUGUUUAUGAUGUCUCUCCAGGUGUGUGAAUCAUGUGUGGGUCUUACUGUCAUAUCUGCAGGUGAGAGCUCCUGAUUUCUCUACAUGUGAGUCCAAGAGGCCUGUGAAUCGUCUUGCAGUCAGUCUGUCUAGAGAGGUCUUUGUUCUGUCCUGUAAAGAAGGGUCCCCACAGCAUUAACAAUAGUGAUGUCUCUGUUUACUAGAACUACCAAAUGGCUUAUUCUGUGCAGGAGGAGGAUGUUCUGUAUGUUUCGUGCAAAUCCAUCACAAAUAGGGCAAGGAAUGUCUGUAGAUUGCAUGCCAGUGCAAUUGGUAUCCCACUUUAUGACAUGGACCCCAAAUGAAGAUGUCCAAUACAUGCCCUGCUGGGGCUGCAAUCAGCAUGGCUGGACUGCUCUGUCAGCGUCUCCCUGAAGACUGGACGCAGGCAAGAAAGUCCCUGACUCAUGUCAGUGAACAAAACGUUUUCCCCUUUCAUCAAGUGGAAGGAUUGCCGUACACCCCUGACAUGGGGAUUCCAGGGCACAGAAGGAAUAAAGGCAGUUCGUUUGCUCUCCGUGACUUGUGACCCCUCCACGGGUGCUAAGCGCUGCCAGAGGGGUGGAGUGGAACAGUCUGGAUUUAAAUCCCUUUUAUUGACCUUCUGUGUUGGCACAAGUCGGUUCCUAGUAUCUUAAAUGGGUGAUUUGAAAUUAUUUUUUUAAGGAGAAAAAAAAAGAUUUCAGUUCUUUUUAGACAGCAUGUAGCACUUUGGCAGGAAACGAAGAUGGCCAGAGCAAAGAUUUUCUGGGGGUGGGAAGGAGAAGGUGGUACAGAGCAAGUUAGGUAAUUUUGUGUCAGCCUGUCUACCUCUCGGACUCAUUUUCUACAUCAGUAAAGUGAUGGGGUGAACGUGUUGACGUCAAAGACCUUCCACCUCCAACAUCCUUUGACGCUACCCAUGACUGCUGUCCAGUCCUUGGCCAUGUGGGCAGCACACGCUUUUUCAAAGUGAUGAAGACCAUCUUCUUAAAUGAUCACAGACAAGACCUGCAUUCGCAGAAACUGUGGGCAGGUCUAUGGAGAUUUUUUAAAAUCAUGAUUUAAUGACACAUCUGUGUUUUUGUUACCCUCUUGGACAGAGAAUGAAUCAGAGGAAAGCCCCCAGUGUGUUCUGUUGGGUAAAUCCUUUAUGGGAGAUAUGGAUGGAUGGAAGUAUUCACACUGUAGACCCAGCAGGACUUCCUCGUGGACAACUAUCCUCUCUGUCUGCUGUCCUGGGUUUUUGUUUCCCCGUAAAAUGGCUUCUGCUGCUAAUCACGUUGCUGCCAUGGGGUCCGUGAGCACGUGCCUAUUACUGGAUGCUCCAUCUCUGCCCAGGAAUGUCCCUGGAAACCCGUUUUCUUGCCCCGCUGCUGGCUCUUCUUCCAUGUCUCUGGAGCAAAGGAGUCCGGCCUCCUCUGGGAGGAAACAUUUUUUGAGAGCUGACUUGUACAUUGUAUGACAUCCUGCCCAACACAUGUGCUUUUCCCUAUUAGCUAUGUAAUCUUGUAAUACGUUUAAUAUAUCAACCAUAUAGAUUUUGGAAUUGACCAUAUUGUACAACCUACACACAAUAAAAUCCAUGUCUUUGAAAUACAGUCUCCUCCUUCCUAGUCUCUAUUCUCCUUCCGUGUCAGACACAGCAAGUCUUUGUCCUCCUAGGCUGCCUGUGUUGGUUAUUGUUCUAAAAUCACAGCGACAGUGAGUCACAUUUGUGAAAGUGCUUUGGUGUACUAGAUACACCAGAGAUGGAGUCAAGAAGAUCUGGGUUCAAGUGCUGCCUUUGCUUAUUAGUAGCUAUUAACUUCAGUUUCCUUAUUUGCAAAGUGGAGAGAAUAAUCGCUAUAGUUCCCACCCCCAGCGUUUCAACCAGAUUCCAAGUGAACAACAAAGCCCUUUGCAGUCUUAGCUUGCUCUGCAAAUGUCCGGGCUUGUUAUCACUUCCUCCUAAUGACUCUGUGAGGUAGGUGGUAUGAGCAUUGUUACACUCGUACCCCAUUAGAAAGAAGAAAUGGGGCCAGAGAGAGGAAGGGUCUUGGAGACAGACUCCACUCCCAAUCCAGCACUCUUCAUGCUGCUGUUCAGCCCCCAGACACGCAGGUCAGUCAAGGCUUGGGUGCGAACUGGAACCAGAAGGCUGGGGAGUAGGGAUGGAGACAGAUCACAUGCAUCAGUGUGACUCGUCUGGCCCCUACAGCCCCCGGCCGUGUGAAUCCUUAGUGCCAUCAUCUAAAAAUGUGUCUCCUGUUGAAGUCCAUCAGAGCUUGCCAAACAAGCUAAUCUCUCAUAAUUUUUUGGUUCCCUUCUUUCCCUUUUCAUAAAUUUUACAAACGUGAAUAUUUUCAUAAACAAAGAGCAGCAAGGUUUGUAUAUGGAACUGUUAAUUUCUAUCACAUUUGUGGGGUUUUUUUCCAAGCACAGAUCAAAUUUAACAUGGUGGUAUCAACACCGUCCUGCUUCGAGAUCUCUCCCCUUCUGAACACUUCUGAUUUCUUCUGUUUUUUGAGUGUUUCGUUGAUGUUUUUCUAUAAUUUUUUAUUACUAUCACUAAUCCUUCCACCUAAUUCUCUAUAUAACUAAAAGUUUAGUUAAGUAAAACAAACAGGCAUUGGCUGUAUCUGAAAACGUUUCAUUCUGCAUCCACAGACUACCACCUCCCUGCCAAAAGGUAGGAAGAAUCCUUCAUCGGUCACAUAAAGUUGUGAUUAGUUCUUUAGUCUUUCAAAGUUUGUUUUCCCUUACAGUAUUGGGGUCAUUGUAGAAAUUGUUCUUCUGGUUCUGUUCAUUUCACUUUGCACAUGAGUUUAUGCAAGUUUUCGUGUGUUUCCCAAAUCUGUCCUUUUUUGUCAUUUCUUAAGCCGCAAUAUUAUGUUGCAUUCAAAUACCAUAAUUUGUUCAGAUUUUGUUUCCAGUU
Phascolarctos cinereus (koala) is the source of this 5642-nucleotide messenger RNA. It is a transcript of the gene COLQ, whose product is annotated as collagen like tail subunit of asymmetric acetylcholinesterase. The record is from RefSeq and is a predicted model, not a curated record. Gene Ontology annotation, biological process: extracellular matrix organization. Lineage: Eukaryota; Metazoa; Chordata; Mammalia; Diprotodontia; Phascolarctidae. Gene Ontology annotation, molecular function: extracellular matrix structural constituent conferring tensile strength.